UGUUUACAGAUAUCUGUCGCUUCAUAACCUGACAAAGGUCGCCUGCGCAUGCAGGAAGCAACGCAUCUAACUCCUACUGUGUAUUGAAAGAGUUAACAAGUUAAGAAGGCAGCAAACCGGAUACAGUAUUGAGCGGCAGGAGCUGAAGCACUGUGAGGAUAACCAGGGAAGUUCUGAACCCUGCUGAAAAAUUAAGAGGCACCACAGUAUCCAACUGUCAUCUGCAUUAAUAAAGCUUUCUUUCUUUUGAGUAAAACACAGCUUAGCAGAACUUUCUUUGCAGGCUGACUACAACCAUAAGAGACCUGAAAGAAAAAGAGAAAAAUGAACAGAACUCUGAGACCUUACAAAAGAUGCUACGAGGAUGAACCAACCGAUAACUUAUAUACCUUGUGUAAACUGAGAAGAACAGUGGUACCACAAAGAAACCAAGGAUACCUGCAGCACCAGUUUCACUCUGCAGCCAAAGAGAUAGUCAGAAAGACAUAUGAACUUGAUAGGAUUGCUGAUGCCAUUGAUAAACUCCACCUAACAAAUAAGAAAGUGGCUAUUGGUGGUAAUGUGGCUAGUGUCACAGGCUGUGCUGUAGGCCUGGCAGGAUUGGGACUGUCAUUGGCGCCAUUUACAGCAGGAAUAUCAACAGCUGUGUUCUUUGUUGGUGGUGCUGCUUGUGCAGUAGGGAAAAUCACAAAUGGAAUUUCACUCGCCCAUAAAACUAUGAAAACUGAGAGCUAUGUAAAAAGUGUCACAGACAUUUUAAAAGAAAUUAAGAACACUAAUAAAAAUUUGCAGGAUAUUAUAAACGAAUUUCAGACUGCACAUGGAAUAGAUAUUAUGUCAUGUAUUACUGCUUUUUCUAAUACGGCUGUUAAAUUAGGUCUGAGAGGCAAAGCAUUCAGCAAUGUCUUCUCAUUGCUUGAAAAGUCUGUUGAGGAUAUAACAAAAGAUGCACUGAAAUCUGAGGACAUGGCUAAAUCAACCAAGCCUGUAAAUACAUUUUCACUCACAAGUGUAUCUAACCAAGACAAGUUAAUAAUAGGUGCUGCCAUACUGUUUGAAAUGGCUUUUGAUCUGGGUCAGAUAAUGAAAGAUUGCAAUGACGUGUGUGAGGGUUGUAGCACUGAGCAGGCAAAGCACAUACAUGACAUAGCUAAAAAAAUAAGAGACCAAGUUCUUGCUAGCCAAACUGCUGUGAGAGCUAUUGAUGUUUAUUAAAAUGAAUUACUUAAAACAAUGUCAAAAUGUAGCCUAUAGAUUGGAAGGAAUUUGUAUGAUUAUUUUGAACAGCUACCUAGCAAACCAGGAGUAAAGGCAACUUAGGUUCAUGGGUGUUUACUAGGCUAACGACCACAAGGGCCUUUUUAAGCCUAGCCAUGCAUUCCAAAUCUCUGACAAGUUCUGAUACC
Molecule: messenger RNA, 1406 nt
Organism: Protopterus annectens (West African lungfish)
Lineage: Eukaryota; Metazoa; Chordata; Ceratodontiformes; Protopteridae
Product: apolipoprotein L3-like
Exons: 4
Coding region: 325-1215 (296 amino acids)
Biological process (GO): lipid transport; lipoprotein metabolic process
Cellular component (GO): membrane; extracellular region
Molecular function (GO): lipid binding
Source: RefSeq, a predicted model, not a curated record